ACCGUGUUCUCAAUGUUGGCUCUGGCUAGCGCUCUCAACAAGUGUUUCAACGUUUGUUCAAAAGCUUUCACUUGCCUGGAAUCCAUUCCUUCUUUAAGUCCAGCCGACCGCGAGAGUUACAGCCUCUUGGCAUUGGAUAUUUUCACCAAAUAUCCACCCAAAGAUGGUCGAUCUAGCCAGAUUGAAUGCCCCCACUGCGCAACUGAUAUUCAAGACUGGUCGAAUAACUGCCCGGAAUGCAACAAUCGAUUCUCAAGUUGCGUGGCUACAGGGAGACCUUUAAUGGAUACUUCGUUGAUUUGGACUUGCAGAGUUUGCAAGCAUAGCGCUGCAGAGCACGACGUGCUUACAAGAAAUUCUUGUCCACUUUGUCAUUCCCCUAUUUAAAACGCUGGAUUUUCCACCAUGAAUGUAUCAAAACUGUUAAUUUAAUCCGUCCACACAUUCGUGUCAUCCAUAUCAAAGCAGAUCUCAAAAUGAUUUUCAUAGCAUUGAUAAAUGAUCGUGAUUGCAUAAUAAUGCAUAUAGAAACACAUUUACGCUCUGUGUAAUGAUUCGCCCUUUUUAAGUCGGAUUUGUAUUUGAAACCGACAGUAUUUAUUUAUUGUUUGUCUAUGCUCGUUAGGUCGUGCAUUUUUUUUUGUGGGAUUAACGCUGAAAUAUAUAAGGGAAUCUUGCUAUC
Daphnia pulicaria is the source of this 682-nucleotide messenger RNA. RefSeq names its product WD repeat-containing protein 35-like. Lineage: Eukaryota; Metazoa; Arthropoda; Branchiopoda; Diplostraca; Daphniidae. The transcript has 3 exons. Bases 13 to 387 code for a protein of 124 amino acids. The record is from RefSeq and is a predicted model, not a curated record. Gene Ontology annotation, biological process: intraciliary retrograde transport; cilium assembly. Gene Ontology annotation, cellular component: cilium; intraciliary transport particle A.